AUGGAAACUGCAAUGUCUCUCUACGAGGAAGCCCAUGCCAACCCCGCCGGACCCGGUGAUUCUCGCCCAACCGCACUGCAAAUUGUCAAAGACCAAGAGCUGGAAGGCAAACUGAAAGGGAAAGUUUUCGUUAUCACAGGUACUUCAUCGGGCAUCGGAAUAGAGACGGCGCGGGCCCUCUCAGUCACGGGAGCUACUCUCUAUCUGACGGCGAGAAACGUUUCCAAAGCCAGGUCAAACCUCGUCGACGUCCUCAAUACGAAUCGAGUAGAGAUUGUUGAGAUGAACCAAGAGUCUCUUCAGUCUGUUCGGGACGCUGCGAAGGAAAUUCUAGCAAAGACUGAUCGAGUCAAUGUACUCAUCAACAACGCCGGGAUUAUGGGUAUUCAGACACGUCAGCUUACUCAGGAUGGGAACGAGAUGCACUUUGGAGUAAACCAUCUGUCGCACUUCUUGCUUUUUCAACUGUUGAAGCCAGCUCUCCUGGCUGCUGCUACCCCGGAGUUCCCGUCUCGCGUCGUCAAUGUUUCCUCUUCAGUACACAGAAUACGGGGACUCAAUGGGAGUGGCAACUACAACUUUUCGGUAGAGAAUUACGACCCCACGGCUGCAUACGCGCAGUCCAAGACAGCGAACAUCUACAUGACGAACGAGAUUGAGCGCCGCUAUGGACCCAGCGGAAUCCACGCGACGAGUUUGCAUCCUGGGGUCGUUGACACGUCCAUAUCGAAAAAUUUACCAAAGGCUCAGGUGGACGCUAUACUAGGCAUGGAGAAAAUCCAGAAAAUGUUGAAAAGCCCGGAACAGGGGGCCGCGACAACGGUUUGGGCUGCUGUUGGCAAAGAGUGGGCUACUCGUGGAGGAAUCUACCUUUCCGAUUGCGCCGAAACGAGCCCUGAGAUGGAGGGAAGCGAUUUAAACGAUACGAGAUAUCAUGCUCGCCAUGUGUUUAAUCCCGAGAGCGAGGGAAAGCUUUGGAAGGACUCACUGAAGCUUGUAGGUUUUGAAGAGGACCCGUAG
Messenger RNA from Colletotrichum truncatum, 1020 nucleotides. Its product is annotated as putative short-chain dehydrogenase. NCBI's taxonomy places the organism in Eukaryota, Fungi, Ascomycota, Sordariomycetes, Glomerellales, Glomerellaceae. The record is from RefSeq and is a predicted model, not a curated record.